Messenger RNA from Uncinocarpus reesii 1704, 1029 nucleotides. RefSeq lists its product as uncharacterized. The coding region runs from base 1 to 1029 and encodes 342 amino acids. The transcript is spliced from 4 exons. The record is from RefSeq and is a predicted model, not a curated record. NCBI's taxonomy places the organism in Eukaryota, Fungi, Ascomycota, Eurotiomycetes, Onygenales, Onygenaceae.
AUGGCCGCGCCAGAGCACCCAACGUCGAUCCGGGAAUCGCUCGAGUCCACCAAAGUCGAGUAUCGAAGGUUAGGCAAAAGCGGGCUUAAAGUUUCAGUCCCCAUCCUUGGGGCUAUGAGUUUCGGAUCCUCCAAAUGGAUGCCAUGGGUGAUUGACGAAGACAAAUGGGACACGGCAAACGUGUACUCGAAUGGCGAUUCGGAAAGGAUCAUCGCCAAAGCCAUCAAGAAUUACCGUAUUCCCCGCGAAAAUCUUGUAAUCAUGACCAAAUGUUUUGGCAUCAUGAGCGAGAGAGAGAAUCUCAUGACAUUCGGUCUCGAAGACAAGCUUUCUCAAAGCAAAGAAUUUGUCAAUCAGCAUGGAUUAUCCCGUCAGGCUAUUUUCUCGGCGGUGAAUGCUUCGCUCAAAAGGCUGGAAACGGAUUACAUCGAUUUGCUCCAGAUCCACAGGUUCGACUAUGACACUCCGAUUGAAGAGACUAUGGAGGCGCUCCAUGACUUGGUGAAAUCAGGUAAAGUCCGAUACAUUGGUGCCAGCUCGAUGUUCGCGUACCAGUUCGCCAUGAUGCAAUUCUGCGCAGAAAAGAACGGAUGGACCAAAUUCGUCUCUAUGCAAAAUAAGUAUAACGUUAUGUACCGAGAGGAAGAACGGGAGAUGAACAGAUUCUGCAAGGAAACAGGAGUUGGCCUUAUUCCGUGGUCUCCGCUCGAACGAGGUUUCCUGGCUCGGCCCCCAUCGACUGAAGCGAACACGAAACGGGCCGAUGUGUAUUUGAAAGCGAACAAGCUUACCGAGCAGGAUUUGGAAAUCAUCGGAAGAGUGGAAGAAAUUGCUAAGAAGAAAGGGAGGAAGAUGGUGGAGGUUGCCAUUGCCUGGACACUUGGAAAGGUGACCAGUCCCAUUAUCGGGUUUAGCUCAAUUGAGCGUAUGGACGACGCAUUGACGGCCUCCCAAGUCAGCUUCACGGAGGAGGAAAUGAAAUAUUUGGAGGAGCCCUACAAGCCCAAACAGAUCGUUGGACAUUUCUAG